UCGCCUUCCUCAACCUCGAGCCAUCUCGAACGCUAUGGCCAUGCAAGCGCUACGAGAGUCCGCCAAGACGCUCCGCAUUGGCAUGAUUGCCGGCGACGGCAUCGGCCGCAACGUCCUCCCUGCGGCGCAGCGCGUCCUCGAGGCCGUCCCGGGCAUCCCCAAGCCCACCUUUGUCGCCCUCGACGCCGGCUUCGAGCACUUCCAGAAGACGGGCACGGCGCUCCCCAAGGAGACGGUCGACACGCUCAAGUCCGAGUGCACGGCCGCCAUGUUCGGCGCCGUCUCGUCGCCGUCGCACAAGGUCGCCGGCUACUCGUCGCCCAUCGUCGCUCUUCGCAAGGAGAUGGACCUGUACGCCAACGUGCGCCCCGUCAAGAGCGUCGAGGGCCACGACCCGCGCAUGGUCGACAUGACGAUCGUCCGCGAGAACACCGAGUGCCUCUACGUCAAGCAGGAGACGAUCGAGGACACGCCCCAGGGCCGCGUCGCUCGCGCGACCCGCCAGAUCUCGGAGCGCGCGUCGACCCGCAUCGGCCGCAUGGCGUUCGAGAUUGCGCUCGCGGCCGCCCAGGUCAAGCAGCAGCGCGGUGCGGCGGCGAGCGCGUACGGCUGGACCGGCGGCCCGACCGUCACGAUCGUGCACAAGUCGAACGUCCUGAGCGUCACCGACGGCCUGUUCCGCGAGAGCGUCCGCAAGGUCGCAGCCGAGUACCCGAACGUCGAGGUCAACGAGCAGAUCGUCGACUCGCUCGUCUACCGCCUCUUCCGCGAGCCGGAGAAGCUCUCGACUCUCGUCUGCCCCAACCUCUACGGCGACAUCGUCUCUGACGGCGCCGCCGCUCUCGUUGGCUCGCUCGGCCUCGUCCCAUCGGUCAACGUCGGCGACUCGUUCAUCAUGGGCGAGCCCGUUCAUGGCUCGGCGCCCGACAUCGCCGACCGCGUCCCGUCCAUCGCCAACCCGAUCGCGUCGAUCCGGUCGGCGGCCCUCAUGCUCGAGUUCAUGGGCUACGUCGAGCCGGCGGCCAAGAUCUACGACGCCGUCGACAGCGCGAUUCGUGCGGGCCACGUCACGCCCGACCUCGGCGGCAAGCUGAGCACCGACGAGGUGACCGACGUCGUCCUCAAGGCGCUCUAGCUGGACGGCGGAACUUGUGUAGACGGUUCAGGUGUCGGAAAAAUGUUGCGCGUUCCGCAUUCUUUAGA
Messenger RNA from Rhodotorula graminis WP1, 1203 nucleotides. RefSeq lists its product as uncharacterized. Gene Ontology annotation, cellular component: mitochondrion. The coding region runs from base 35 to 1135 and encodes 366 amino acids. Gene Ontology annotation, biological process: tricarboxylic acid cycle; isocitrate metabolic process. Gene Ontology annotation, molecular function: NAD binding; isocitrate dehydrogenase (NAD+) activity; magnesium ion binding. The record is from RefSeq and is a predicted model, not a curated record. The transcript is spliced from 8 exons. Lineage: Eukaryota; Fungi; Basidiomycota; Microbotryomycetes; Sporidiobolales; Sporidiobolaceae.